CCUCCUACACUCCUGUGUAUGAGGUCCAGAGAGACAAGCUGGCCAGUCAUAACAGAGGACAGUCCUCACAUCACACGGCGACGCAUGAAGAAACACACAAAGAAUCAUCUUCACGCCAGCACUGGACAUCUGGUCGGCUGAUUAUGGACUGAAGAUCUAUACUCAGGUAUCAAACAAGAAAGGACACCAGGGAGAAAGGGGAAGCAUUCACCCAACAAAAACCACCAGGACUGGACUGAACUCUAAAAGAGCGCCUUGGCUUAAAGACACUUUUUAAGGACCUAUAUCUGACGUUGUGAGCACUUUUCUUCAGCUAUCAUGGCAUCCACUGGUCUCCAGUUGCUGGGCUUGGUGUUGGCCAUGCUGGGUUGGGCGUGUGGGGUCUUGGUGUGUGCGGCCCCCCUGUGGCGUGUCUCUGCCUUCGUCGGCGGGGAGAUUGUGAUCGCUCAGGUGCUGUGGGAGGGACUGUGGAUGAACUGCCUGUCCCAGACCACGGGCCAGAUCCAGUGCAAGACCUACGACUCCACCCUGGCUCUGCCCAUGUCCCUCCAGGUUGCUCGGGGCCUCACAGUCAUCUCCCUGCUCCUCUGCCUCGUGGCCCUCAUGCUUGGGGUGGCUGGAGCCAAGUGCACCCACUGCAUGGGUGACGGGAAUCAGGCCUCUAAAGCUCGGCUGGCGAGGAUAUCAGGGGUGCUGUUCCUUGUAGCGGGCCUGGCUUACUUGGUACCAAUCUGUUGGACUGCUUACACGAUCAUCAGAGACUUCUAUGAUCCAAACGUUGCAGCGCCUUUGAAGAGAGAGUUGGGGCCGGCGCUGUACCUGGGCUGGGGAGCCUGCGUGCUGCUCCUGGUGGGGGGCGCUCUGCUGCAUGUGGGCUCUUCUCCACCGGUAGGAAAAACGCUGCCUGUUGGAAGAGCAGCAGUGAAGGACAACCCACACUCAGGGGCAGCAGGGGAGGUGAAGCAACAGGAGAAAUCUUUUGUAUGAGACAGAUUCAUCGGACACGUGAGGCUUAAACACAGAGGUCACAACCUCAUCAGAACACCAGUGGGUCCUGUGUUUCAUGUCCUUUAAACACAGUUUGUUGAUUUUUCCUGUGAUUAUUGGAGAAACCUCACACUGAUGGGGUUUCUAAUACAACUGGAGUUAUUAAAGAGUGUGGGAGGUGACAUGAGCUGUGGGAGGAUAAUAGAUGUUUAGAUGUUUACUAAUGUGUGUGACUUACAUUUCUUAAAUUCCACACUGCCUCUGCUUGUUUGUGUGUGCGUGUGUGUGUGUGUGUGUGUCUGUGUGAGUAUGUGUGUGUGGGCGGCCUGUGUACAGAAGUUCAGUGUACAUUGUACAUCACUGUAUGCUGAUGUAACAGCUCAAAAUAUGAGUGGGCAGCUGUGGGAGGGACAGUGUGAUGCUUUAUUUGACUUUUAUUUGAAUUGUUCAGAGUUUUUAAUAUUUCUAUCUUCUUGUUUUUACCGUAUAAUUCCUACUGUGCAAUGUUGCCAAUUUAAGGGUUUUGAUCCUGUGUCUUUUGAAAUAAUUAUCAAUGUUUUUGCCGUUUUAUUUUCACCAAAACUUGUUCACUUAAUUUGGUUGAGCAAAAAAAUAUUCUUUAUUAACUCUGAAGUUAUAUUACAACAAUGAUUGGGCUUCAAAUGAUGGCACACGUCAGGGUAGAGGCUCUUCUCUGACAAAAAAAGAGUCACAUGUUUUUGUAUUUAAUCUUCUGUAUUACUUAAAAACUUGUGCACAAUAAAAAAACAAGUGUUUACAAAUUA
Messenger RNA from Notolabrus celidotus (New Zealand spotty), 1772 nucleotides. Its product is annotated as claudin-9-like. Gene Ontology annotation, cellular component: plasma membrane; bicellular tight junction. Gene Ontology annotation, biological process: cell adhesion; bicellular tight junction assembly. NCBI's taxonomy places the organism in Eukaryota, Metazoa, Chordata, Actinopteri, Labriformes, Labridae. Gene Ontology annotation, molecular function: structural molecule activity. The transcript has 2 exons. The coding region runs from base 319 to 987 and encodes 222 amino acids. The record is from RefSeq and is a predicted model, not a curated record.